Molecule: messenger RNA, 631 nt
Organism: Dentiscutata heterogama
Lineage: Eukaryota; Fungi; Glomeromycota; Glomeromycetes; Diversisporales; Gigasporaceae
Source: the annotation of a GenBank genome assembly
UGGUUGGGCCAUUUAUGUUGCUUCUGCUUUGACAUUCGUUCUUUUAUUCGCCCUUCAAAUAAAUCAUCGAUCGUAUCCUAAUAAUUAUCUUCUGCUUGCUGCUUUCACGAUUGCUGAAAGUUACACAAUUGGGACCGUUGUAACCUAUUAUAAUUAUUUUGUUGUGCUAAGAUCCUUAGUUGUCACAUCUGGCCUUUUUAUUGGUAUUAUACUGUAUACAAUGCAAUCUAAAUAUGAUUUCUUUGGAUUGUAUCCUUUUCUCUAUGAUGGUCUUUUGCUUGUUCUGGGAAUAAGUAUUACCGGAAUCUAUAUUCCAUUCGGUGGUGUUUUUGAUUUUAUUUUUACUAUAAUUACCAUUGUUCUAUUUUGUGGUUUCGUUGCUUUCGAUACUUUUGUUAUCUUGACAACAAAACAUCCUGAAGAUUAUAUUCUCGCCGCCGUUGACCUUUAUUUAGAUUUUAUUAACAUAUUUCUCAGAAUUCUCAAGGUUUUAAAUAAUAAUUCCCAGUCCAUGACGGACAAAGACCUGCGGACAGACAGGCAUGUUGAUUUGCACUUUGUUAUCAAUGUUUCUAACGCAAUUGACAAUGAAUGUGAAAUAGUUUGUAAAGCUUUAAAAGAAGUUGAAGAA